Hyaloscypha bicolor E is the source of this 1674-nucleotide messenger RNA. Its product is annotated as feruloyl esteras-like protein B precursor. Lineage: Eukaryota; Fungi; Ascomycota; Leotiomycetes; Helotiales; Hyaloscyphaceae. Bases 1 to 1674 code for a protein of 557 amino acids. The record is from RefSeq and is a predicted model, not a curated record. The transcript has 3 exons.
AUGCGGUCCUCCAUAUGGACGUGCUUUGCAAUUGUACCAGCAGCUGUUGUACAUGCCGUUCCAUCCCUGGCUGAUGUGUGCACAAUAGACUAUGUCACAGCCCAUUUACCUCCAGCUGGUAUCUAUCCGGGCAUUUCAAUGGUUGAUUCGUUCGUCUCUGCCAACCCUGUGUAUAGUGCGGCAGUCAAGGACGCAAACUUCUACCCAAAUGCUGUGUUCGAUUACUGCAAUGUCAGCUUCUCUUACUCCCACGAUGGACUCAAUGACACUGUUGUCCUGACAUAUUGGCUACCUGCGCCUGGGAACUUCCAAAAUAGGUACCUAUCAACUGGUGGUGGAGGUUAUGCAAUCAAUUCUGGAACGCAAUCACUUCCCGGGGGGCUGAUUUAUGGGGCCGUGACUGGAAUCACAGAUGGCGGUUUUGGCGUAAAUCAAGGCGCGGCGAUUAACACGUUCCUUGUGGCAAAUGGCACACUCAAUUGGCACAAUAUCUACAUGUUUGGAUACGAAGCCAUUCACGAGAUGGGAGAACUAGGCAAAAGCUUCACCAAGACCUUUUUCAACAUGUCCGAGUCAACGAAAUUGUAUUCCUACUAUCAAGGAUGUUCAGAAGGUGGCCGGGAGGGUUGGAGUCAAGUCCAACGCUUCGCGGAUGAGUUCGAUGGCGCCUCAAUCGGAGCUCCAGCAUUCAGGUUUGCUUUCCAGCAAGUACAGCAUCUGUAUUCAAACGUCGUCGAGCAUACCCUUAAUUACUUCCCACCGCCCUGUGAACUCCAAGCAAUCGUCAACGCCACAAUUCUCGCUUGCGACUCCCUGGACGGGAGAGUCGAUGGUGUCGUUUCCAGGACCGAUCUUUGCACAGCACAGUAUGACAUAGCAGCUACUCUAGGUCUCCCUUACUAUUGUGCCCCAGGGGCUGCUACACGAUCCGGAUCAGCUACCCCGGAGCAGAAUGGAACUGUGACGGCACAAGGCGUAGCCCUCGCCAAGGAGAUCUUCGAGGGACUACACGAUUCUGAGGGACGGCGUGCAUACUUCACAUACACACCCAGCUCAACAUUCACAGAUGCACAGACCCAGUGGAAUCCAACCUCCGGUAAAUGGGAGCUUUCAGUCACCAGCCUUGGUGGCUCCUUCGUCAAGGUUCUGUUGGAUUUACAGAUAGGAAGCAACCUCCCAAGUCUUGACAACGUGACAUACGACACACUGGUCGAAUGGAUCGACGAAGCUGGCGGCAAAGUAAUACAUUUUCACGGCGAAUCCGACUUCAGCAUUCCCACGGCCUCCUCAGUUCGCUACUGGGAAUCUGUGAACAAGAUCAUGAACCCCGGGGUGAGCUACAACGAGAGCGUGGCGGCGACCCAAGAGUUCUACCGCUUGUUCUUGGUUCCUGGGGGUUCGCAUUGUGCACCGAACGCUGCGGAGAGCAAUGGUCCUUGGCCGCAAACGGCUCUUGCGAAUCUGAUUGAUUGGGUGGAGAAGGAUGUGCCGCCAGUGACGUUAAAUGGGACGAUUUUACUGGGCCAAAACAAGGGGCAGAAUCAACAAAUUUGUGGGUGGCCAUUGAGACCACUUUUCACUGGUAAUGGCUUGAAUUUGGAGUGUGUGUAUGAUCAAGGAUCCAUUGAUAGUUGGAUCUACGAACUGGAUGCUUUUGAUAUGCCGGUGUAUUAG